Messenger RNA from Cynara cardunculus var. scolymus (artichoke), 986 nucleotides. RefSeq names its product vacuolar protein sorting-associated protein 29. Bases 200 to 766 code for a protein of 188 amino acids. The record is from RefSeq and is a predicted model, not a curated record. The transcript has 4 exons. NCBI's taxonomy places the organism in Eukaryota, Viridiplantae, Streptophyta, Magnoliopsida, Asterales, Asteraceae. Gene Ontology annotation, biological process: intracellular protein transport; retrograde transport, endosome to Golgi. Gene Ontology annotation, cellular component: endosome; retromer complex.
AACGACGGAGUCCUUUUUUCAUCGACGAUCGAUUUUGGCAUCCAAAAUAAUCACCAGAAAAAAAAUUGUAAAUUGAUAUGUGAGUUGACUCAAUUCCCUUGAAUUGUUCGCCCGUUCAUAGAGUUCUUGAGGGUUUACUGAAAUCUAGGAUCCUUGCGAGAAAUUGAGCUGUGUGUAGCUGAUUGUGGGAGUUGGAAAGAUGGUGUUGGUAUUGGCGAUAGGGGAUUUACAUGUCCCACAUAGGGCGCCUGAUCUACCUGCCAAGUUCAAAUCUAUGCUUGUUCCUGGCAAGAUUCAACACAUCAUUUGCACUGGUAAUCUAUGUAUCAAAGAAGUUCAUGACUAUUUGAAGAGCCUGUGCCCAAGUUUGCAUAUUACACGCGGUGAAUAUGAUGAAGAUUCUCGUUAUCCAGAGACCAAAACACUUACCAUUGGCCAGUUCAAGCUUGGACUGUGUCAUGGUCAUCAGGUUGUUCCAUGGGGGGAUUUGGAUUCUUUAGCCAUGCUCCAGAGACAGUUGGAUGUUGACAUCCUGGUUAGCGGUCAUACUCAUCAGUUCAAGGCUUACAAACAUGAAGCUGGUGUUGUCAUAAAUCCUGGUUCAGCCACCGGUGCGUACAGCAGCAUCACGUACGAUGUGAACCCAAGUUUUGUUCUGAUGGAUAUUGACGGGUUGCGAGUUGUAGUCUAUGUUUAUGAACUCAUUGAUGGAGAGGUAAAGGUUGACAAGAUUGAUUUCAAGAAAACAUCCACAGCCACCAUCUGAACCAGUUGCUAAUUUUAUUAGGCUCUUGUUUGGCUUUAUUUGUGUCUGAACCCCAUUUUCAUUUGGUGUAUGUGAUCUAUGCCCAUCUGUAAGGAAGUUAAAAGUUUAGAAUUUGGAGUUUCUUUGGUGGUUUUUAUUUGCAUGUAAUAAGAUUUGGAUAUUUGGCUUGUAGUUGUAGGCUUCAAAAAGGAUCUGGAAUGCCAUAUCAUAAACACUUCAC